AUGAGAAUAGAAGAGUUGCAAAGUAGUCUAGAUGCGCAAGAGUUGCGUCUGACUGAAAGAACUUCUGAGAGGGAAGUUGAGCAGGCUCUGAAGGCUUCUUUUGUCAAGAAGGACCAGAAGCUGAAAAAACAUGGUAGGUCGCAAAAGUCAGAAGUCUUCUAUUCUGAUGAGGAGAAACAUCAGAAGGGAAAGGAGAAGUAUGACAAGAGAAUGGUUCAGUGUUACUGUUGUAAUAGGUUUGGCCACUUUGCUAAAGAUUGUUGGUCAAACAAAGAAGAAGCAAAAAUAGCCAGAGGAGAUUCUGAUGAUGAACAUGUGCUAUUAAUGGCUUAUGAAUCUGAUGAGGAACAUGUGAAAUCAGAAGAUAACUUUGAAGAUUCUGGAGAAGAGUCAGAAUCUGAGAUUUCUGAAGAUAAGUCAGAGUUAGAAGAUGACUCUGAAGUUAAAGACAAGUCAGAAUCCGAAGGUGAUUCUGAGUCUGAAGGAGAAUCAGAAGAUGAGUCAGAAUCUGAAGAAGAUUUUGCUUCUGAAGAUAAGUUAGAACUUGAAAGUUCUGAAGGCGAGUCAAACUCUGAAGGUGGAACUUCUGAAGGCAUAGCUUCUGAAGGUAGUCCAGCUUCUGACGGUGGUCAUAAUUCUGAAAGAAAAGAUUAUGAAGUUGGAACUUCUGAAGGCAGAGCUUCUAAAGGCGAUCCAACUUCUAAAGGUUGUGGUUUUGAACAAGACCCAGAAGUUAACAAAGGUGGAACUUUUGGUGGUAGUCAAACUUCCGAAGAAAAUCCAGAAGGAGAUAUGGUUCCAGAAUUAGAAGGAGAUUCUGAACUAUUGGGUAUUGAAGAAGCACUCGAGAAGAAAGGUUGGUUGAAUGUCAUACAAGAAGAACUUGAGGCUUUAGAAGGAAACAAGACUUGGAAGUUAACUAAGGUUCCAAAGGAGAAGAAAACCAUCAGCGUCAGAUGGAUUUUCAAGGAGAAAUCUGCAUUUCUAAAUGGAGUAUCAGAAGUUGCACACUGUAGCAACUAG
Vicia villosa (hairy vetch) is the source of this 1023-nucleotide messenger RNA. RefSeq lists its product as uncharacterized. The transcript has 3 exons. The record is from RefSeq and is a predicted model, not a curated record. Bases 1 to 1023 code for a protein of 340 amino acids. NCBI's taxonomy places the organism in Eukaryota, Viridiplantae, Streptophyta, Magnoliopsida, Fabales, Fabaceae. Gene Ontology annotation, molecular function: zinc ion binding; nucleic acid binding.